AUGCUUAUCAAAGACCCAUGGUCGUAUUUUUCAACCUUACCUUGGUUGUCACUAGGCCAAAUAAGAGAUACUCUUGACGCCUUAAUUAUUUUCGAAGCAUGUCGUCAGGGUGUCCUCCCCAGGAUUACCCGUAGAUUGCUAGCGGCGGAACGCGCUAGUCUGCCUGAUCCAACACUGAUCGUCCCGGGGUCGGUAUUUGUAUUUGACGAAUCAGAAUCCGGGAUCUGUCGGUGGACAGAUGGUCGGAUUUGGUCACCCUCAAGGAUUAAUGGCAAUUUCCUUGUUUACAAAGAGCUCUUUCGUAAACUAAGUAACGAGAAAUGCACGAGCACAGCAGACAAGGAGAGGAUGAGGACCGGAUCAGGGCUGACGGACGAGGCUCUCAGAGCCAAAAUAGAGAAAGACAACUUGGUCGUACAAGGGUCUUCGAAGGGGACGUUUGUCCUGAAAAAGAAUGGACUCAUCAAAAAAACUAUCUGUGUACGGGGCGUUAAUGCGCUAUCGCUGCAAGAGCUCAAGGAUCGCUAUGAACGCUCGACUCAGUCUUGUUCGAAUGCAUGUUCCCGAAGAAUUUCGAGUCCACAUUUCUCUGUGACAGGGACUCAACAUCUUGUGUGCUAUGAGAGGGAAGGUAGGCUGUGA
This is a messenger RNA of Lobosporangium transversale, 642 nucleotides long. RefSeq names its product gluconate transport inducer 1/Pac2. Lineage: Eukaryota; Fungi; Mortierellomycota; Mortierellomycetes; Mortierellales; Mortierellaceae. Bases 1 to 642 code for a protein of 213 amino acids. Gene Ontology annotation, molecular function: DNA binding. The transcript is spliced from 2 exons. The record is from RefSeq and is a predicted model, not a curated record.